This is a messenger RNA of Meloidogyne enterolobii, 358 nucleotides long. NCBI's taxonomy places the organism in Eukaryota, Metazoa, Nematoda, Chromadorea, Rhabditida, Meloidogynidae. The record is from the annotation of a GenBank genome assembly.
UAUUUCCAUCAAUCCUGAUGUUGUUCUUGUCUUGUUUUACGGAUGUUGCUGCUCAACUACUUUUUGCCUCAAUGCCGUUCAUUCUUGUGUUUUCAACUGUUUUCGUCUUCUGUGCCAAAAAGAAAGAUCAGAAAGAAUCCAAAGAACCCAAACCUGAGCCUCCACCACCUAAAUUCCUGAAAGAUUGGCCAACAGAGAAAGUUCGGGCAAAUGAGGUAGGCUAUGGUACGUUGUCAGCAAUUAAGCCGGAUCAACUCUUCCCUCAGCAAGGCGCGGCGUCGAAAAACAACGUCAGUAGUAAUAAUAAAAUGGUGGCAAACAAAAGCUAUUAGGAUUGUUCUAAAUUGCAAAAGAAAAG